AUGGAUACUGGUGCAUUCCCUCGGGUAAUUAGAUCACCUGAACUUAAAGUCCUCUUUGACUCCGUGGAAACAGCUCUCCGUGUCCCAGAAGAUCAAGAGUCUUUUGCCAAGAGUUUAUUGUUAGCUUCACAUCUUGAAGAAACCGUGUCGCAAAUUAAACUUCUAUCAGAAAAACUUAUUCUAACAAAACUCGAUAAUGUGUCUGGAAAAGAAGAUUCAGGAACUAUUUGUGUUUUUGAUGUUGACGUUUUCUUUGAAAAAGAUGAUCUUCAAGUAGUAAAACGGGAUCCUGACUUAUGGAUCAAGACCGCUCACCUAAAAAACGAAAGAAUUCUCAAAGUAAUUCUUGUGCACAGCAAAUCUCUUCGUGUUAUCGAAACAAAACUCCGCGUUUACAGAGAAUAUGAAAGUCUAUUUUGCUCAAAAAUGCUGCAUAUACAACACGAAUAUGAGGAUUUUUCUGAUAUUGCAAAAAUGAGCGCAAAUGCAAAAGUAAUGUCAAUUCAGAGAACUAUCCAGUCUUUAAUACAAAGCAUUCCUUCUAAAGAACUUUUUUCCAUUAUUGAUGAAGCUGCAAAAAAGGCUUAUUCGAGAGAAAACAUAAGAAACAUUUGUUUCAACGAAUUUAUCACAGAUGGGGAGGAUGUUGGAACAGUUUACAGUAACAGUUACGUAUGUCGAUUCUUUGUAACUGUUAGACGAAUCAAAGCUGAAUUAGUGACAAAUACUUUGCGCUCAGUAGGCAAAGCAUUUGCAUCUGAAAUAUGCAAGGGGAUACUUCGUCAUAUCGAAUCAAAAAUCCAGAGUGCGUUAAGACAUGAUCUAAUAAGACUUCGAUUCAAUAUUUCUGAUGAUAUCUUUGCAACUGUCACGGUUGUAUUGUUGUUUGUCAUCGCUUCAGUUAUCAAUCCGGUUGUUGGUGCAGCUGCUGCUGUUGUAUCCUUAGUUAUGCAUUUCGUGUUUUCGGUAGAUGUUAACUCUGAAAGCUGGCGGGGACAAGUUGCAGAUGAAAUUUUUAAGACAGUUUCUAAAAAUAAAGAUACUCUCGUGAGCAAAAUAUUGCCGAUGGUAGAGAAAACAUGCAGAACAACAACUGGGGAUCUGAAGAAUGUAUCCAAAAAGCUCGAGGAAUGGACACAGAAAACUGAGUGCAUGGAUAUAAACGAAAUGGUUUCAAUAUGGAAAAAACGGGAAGAAGUGAAGAACAUAAAUGAUCUUAGCAGUUGCCCAUCAGUUUUGAACCUUAUUGCUGGUUUAAAGGACAAAAAACCAACACUGAAGGUCAUUUUAAGCCAUGAUGACGAAGAAGCUAAAAGGAUUUUCAGGAAUAGACCCGGUAUUCCUGAAAAAGUUGAUUUCGUUGUGGUUUCUAGCAUAUCUAAAAAGAAAGCAAGGGAAAAGAAAAACCACAGUUCUUAUCGCAUUGACCAGAAUGAGCGAGAAAAAAUAGGUAAAAUAAUAAAACUUCAGGGAGAAAGGCUUUUUGCAAGUCAUUCAAGUAUCGUUGGACUUGGAAUAGGUAACAUGGACCCUGGUAAAAUACCCUGCAUUAUCAUUUAUUGCCUAGAUGAAAAUUUGAUCCCAUUUGGAGAAAAGCCAAUACCAAAAAUGUUAGAAGGAUGCAUUUGUGAUAUUCGAGAGGACAACAUCAUGUUCGGAGCUUGCUUUGACUGUCACGGAGUCGAUCAUCCGAAUUAUGGUUGUUGUAUUGGGCUACCUUCAAAUGGCUAUGGCUCUGCCGGAUUUUUUGUGAAGACCAUCGGAUCUGAUAAAGAAGCUUCGGGGUUCCUCACAGCCGCGCAUGUUGCAGCAGAAAAUUUAGGAGAUUUAUACUUCAAAAAAACUUUAUUAUCAGAGUAUGAUACUGGCGAUUCUAGACAGGAAAUAGUCCACCCACUGUUACCCAAUGAUACCAAUGGGCAAGGCAUUGGAAUAGUACAAGAAUCAUUUUGCGGGAAUUGGGGACCUGAAGAAAUCGGAAUAGACGCAGCCUUUGUUCAAAACCACAAGCCAAAAGAAGCAGAAUUUAGGGAACUUCGUCUUGCCGAAGAAAACGAACUUAAUUAUGAUGACCAACUGAUAGUAUUAAAAAGAGGAGGAACAACUGGUGAAACAUUCGGCCGUUUACUCGAUGGUUCCUGGUCCCCUUGCGUAAAUCCUCGUGUGGACGAUAUUGCAUGGAGAAUUGGUGGAUUUUAUUUUUUUGAAAGUUGCUUUGCAAUUGAGGAUAUGAAUGACCAAUUUUUUGAUCUUGGUGAUUCUGGCUCGGGGGUCUUCCUCACGGAAAACUUAAACCCAACAAAACCUCUAGGUAUAGCGUUUGCAAAACUUGAUUACGAGCCGAUAACAUUUGUCUGCAGAAUUAAUCAAAUUGCAGAAGCCUUUAACUUACGUGUAUAUGAAAUCCUGAACCAAAUUGAUCAAAAUUAAAUCAAAAUGGCAUGUAGUUUGUUAAUUAAGUGGUGAC
Molecule: messenger RNA, 2467 nt
Organism: Magallana angulata
Lineage: Eukaryota; Metazoa; Mollusca; Bivalvia; Ostreida; Ostreidae
Exons: 4
Coding region: 1-2430 (809 amino acids)
Source: RefSeq, a predicted model, not a curated record